AUGAUAUCGACCAUUGCUAUUAUUGUAAUACUGCUUUAUCUCCUCACUUCUUGGGUGGGGUUGCCCAUUUGCCGCUACUUCCAUGACCCAAAGGGCCUUCGCAAGUUUCAAAACUAUUCCGCAUUUUCCGGGAUUACAGAUAUUCCCUACUGCUACCUGAGCGCCUGUGGUUUUCGAUCCAGAGACCUCACAGAGGCCCAUAAAGAUUCGGCCAUCCUACGCAUCGGUCCCAACAAUCUAUCUUUCGGAGACAUCGGUGCCGUCCGUGACAUAUAUGGACAUGGAACGACCUGUGUGAAAGAUCUCAAAUAUUCAAUUACUGGCGGGCCUCACCCCAAUUUGUUCGACGUGGUCAACAAAGCAGACCAUAGCACAAAGAGGAAGCGGCUCUCGGCUGCAUUCGCUAUCAAGAAUCUGGUGCAGUGGGAAUUCAAAGUCGUGCGUACAACAGAGCGUCUCUUUGCUGCUUUCGACAAGCUUUGCACGAAGCCCUUGCCGCUAAACUGUGUUCCGGACCCGUCCGAAUUGACUGUGAAUUUCAAUCAUUGGGCCAAUCUCUUUACAAUUGAGGCUAUAAACAACAUCGCCCUCUCUUCGACACUGGGUCUCUUGGAGCAGGGCGAUGAUAUUGUGACUGCACAGCGAAUGGAUGGUACAACGUACCAGGCGCGGUACCGCAAGGCCCAAAACCAAAGCGCAUUCGCGACAUCGCAUUUUGUGUGGGACUACAACAACUUCGAAAUUUUCAGCACUCUGUCCAAGAUUUUUCCCAAAUGGAAAAAGGUCUGGAAGGAUGCCGAGCCGUGGAAAGACGUCAUCUAUCACCAGGCCGUCACUCGCAUGAAUCGGUACAACAACGGAGAUGAACUCGAUGACUUCUUCUCCGCAUUGAUGGACGACAAAACUGGUCAGCCGCAUAAUCUGGAAUGGGGCGAGAUUGUUGGCGAGAUUGGCGCCAUCAUCGAUGCCGGUGCUGAUACCACCGCUAUUGCCCUGACUCAAAUUAUCUAUCUUCUCAUUCGCCACCCAGACCACCUGAAGACUCUAAGACAGGAAGUUGACAGUGUCCUCGACGAAAAUGAAACCAUUGCCCCGUAUGACACUGUCCGACAUCUCCCAUUCCUCCGGGCUUGCAUCGAUGAGGCCAUGAGGGUAAUCCCUCCAACCUCAGCCGGACUUCCACGCCGAACACCGCCAGAGGGAGCUAUGAUCCUGGGGAAUUGGAUCCCAGGUGACACGAGCGUUUCUAUGACAAUUUACGGGGCACACCAUGAUCCUACUGUUUUUCCAAAUCCGGAUGAAUUCCAACCCCAUCGUUGGAUGAAGGCUGAGGAGAGGAAGAGGAUGGAACCAUACUUCAUCCCGUUCUCAACGGGUGGAAGGGGCUGCAUUGGGCGGAAUAUCUCUUAUCUCGAGCAGACUAUCAUGCUGGCCUCAUUGGUGCAUAGAUAUGAGUUUGCAUUGCCGGGGCCUGAAUGGGAGUUGACGCGACAUGAGGCCUUUAACCUUUUGAUGGGAGAGAUGCCUAUCAAACUUUGGCGGAGGGACAUCCCUGUCAGGAACUAG
Penicillium olsonii is the source of this 1566-nucleotide messenger RNA. NCBI's taxonomy places the organism in Eukaryota, Fungi, Ascomycota, Eurotiomycetes, Eurotiales, Aspergillaceae. The record is from the annotation of a GenBank genome assembly.